This is a messenger RNA of Manduca sexta (tobacco hornworm), 810 nucleotides long. RefSeq names its product cysteine--tRNA ligase, cytoplasmic-like. The record is from RefSeq and is a predicted model, not a curated record. The transcript has 6 exons. Bases 1 to 810 code for a protein of 269 amino acids. Lineage: Eukaryota; Metazoa; Arthropoda; Insecta; Lepidoptera; Sphingidae.
AUGGCCAUACAAACCGAAAAGUUCUUUAAUGAAUUCUUUUUGACGGUGAAAGACGCUCUGCGUAACGGGUACGAUGAGGGAUGCGGCGGCUCCUGGGGACCCGAGGAGAAACAGCUCUCUGCAAAACUUACUGCGGUCAAAGAGCAAACAACAUCGACACGCGCAGCGCGAUGGAGUCGCUGCGGGAGCUGGCGGGCGCGGCGCACGUGUUCCUGCGGCAGGCGGGGCCGCGCGCCGCGCCGCUGCUGGCGCCGCCGCGCGCUACGUCACCGACGUGCUGCACGUCUUCGGCGCCGUCGAGGGCCCGCGCGGCGGCAUCGGCUUCCCCGUCGCCGACGCGGACGGCGUCUGCCUGGAGGCGGCGGUGCUGCCGUACCUGCAGGCGCUGGGCGAGUUCCGCGCGGCGGUGAGCGCGGCGGCGCGGGCGGCGCGGCGGCGGACGUGCUGGCGCUGUGCGACGCGCUGCGGGACCGCGUGCUGCCCGACCUCGGCGUCAGGCUCGAGGACAAGGCAGAUCGCACCGUCGUGAAGUUGGUCAGUAAAGAAGAAUUGGCGAAAGAAAGAGAAGAAAAGAAACGCUUAGAAGCGGAGAAACAAAAGAAGAAACAAGAGUUGUUAGAGGCCCAGCGAGCUAAAGAAGAACAAAAGAAAAUACCACCCAGCGAAAUGUUCAAGAAGGAAACUGAUAAAUACUCGCAAUUCGAUGACAAGGGUUUACCAACACACGAUCACGAAGGCAAAAGAACUUUUAGCAAAGGGUUUAAUAAAAAACUGCAGAAAUUGCAACAAGCUCAAGAAAAAAUACAAUGA